AUGGUGCGUAGUAUCCCGCACACAGAGAAGCUGUUCAUUGGCGGAGAUUUCAAUGGCCAUAUUGGGGCUAGUGCUAGGGGUUAUGAUGAUGUGCAUGGCGGGUUCGGUUUUGGGGAUAGGAAUGAGGGAUUUAAUUCACUGUUGGAUUUUGCUAGAGCUUUUGAUUUGGUUAUUGCUAACUCAAGUUUUCCGAAGAGGGAAGAACACCUGGUCACUUUCCGAAAUUCAAUGGGCAAGACUCAGAUUGCUUAUCUUCUCGGCAGGAAAUGCGAUAAAGGUAUGUGCACUGAUUGCAAGGUCAUCCCAAGUGAGAACCUCACGACCCUACAAAGGCUCCUAGUUAUGGAUCUGGAGAUCAAGAAGAGUAGGAAAAAGAGGACGGUGUACAGGCAACUUGACCAAGGACAAAGCUCAGGAGUUAGGGGAGAAGUUGUUGGCUAUGAGGGUCUGGAUGAGUAG
Nicotiana tabacum (common tobacco) is the source of this 459-nucleotide messenger RNA. RefSeq lists its product as uncharacterized. The record is from RefSeq and is a predicted model, not a curated record. NCBI's taxonomy places the organism in Eukaryota, Viridiplantae, Streptophyta, Magnoliopsida, Solanales, Solanaceae.